AUGGCGGCCCCCUCAGUAAAUAUUAGCGUCGAAGCCGCUAUAGAGCAUCAAAUUCAAGAAGUUCGAUACGAUGGGCAGGAAAUAUACCUCGCGCCAUUGUCUAUGUCAGAAAAUUUAAGCAAAUUAGCACAUAAGAUUGACUUUUACAAAGAUGAAAGUGAGGAGAAAGGAAAACCAACAUCGGAAGGAGAAAAAGACACAGAUGAAGAAAAAGUUCUAGCUCCAUUUCAGCCAUCGCUGUGGCCUUGGGAUUCAGUGAGGAAUAAACUGAAGAACUCUUUGACAGAAAUCAGUGUUCUUUAUGAUGUAUUAAACAUUGUUAAAGAGAAACACUACAUGGUUACUGAUCCUGUUUCUCAAGAUCCCCCUGAACUGAAAGCUUCAUUGCAAAUGUUGGCAAAGAAAAAGAGUCUGGUAGCAGCAGCACAACUUCUCUCAACUGGUGCUGAACGUCUCAAAAGGGUCCAGGUUGAAAUGACAUCCAACACACAAGACAAUUUCCUCAUGGAGCUUCUGAAGCUUCGUAGGAAUUGGAGGUUGAAAAAAGUACACAACACAAUCCUUGGAGAGUUGAGUUACAAGUCUGCUGGCUCAAGAUUCUGGCAAGGUGGUACAUUUGAAGUUUUGAAAACAUCUGAUCUGGCUGCUGAUGGUGAAGUUGCUAGCCGCAAAAGCAGUUUGGAUGUUAGUAUCCCUAGUGAACUAGAAGGAGUGGCCUAUAUCCAAGUAGAAGUAAAAACUGUUUCAGACUUGAUGGACUUGACAAGUGCUACACUGAAAAUGCCAGCCGGCUUGGGAACAGUAUCAGCUGAUGCUUACUGGCAACAGAAGCUGGAGGUGGCCCAGAAUGUUCUGUUUUGCAAGGAAUUGUUUGCUCAGCUGGCUCGGGAGGCAGUGCAAGUGAAGGGUACCACCCCACAUAUGGUUGUGGGUAAUCAAAUACUUACAAAUGUGUUUCCAGGCAUUCAGUUGUCGAUUGUACUUUGUCACUACACAGGCAAGGAGAAGAAGGUGAAUCUUGCACCUCAUAAACUGGAACACAAUCAUGUUCUGGAACAUUCCCUGCACCAACUGCUGAGAGAAGUACACGACAGGAAUCUCAACUACAGCCCCCCACAUCCAGCCAAUGCCAUGCUGGGAAUGAGCAAGCGGAGAAGGCUUGCAGGACCCAGAGCCAUGUCUAGGUCUGAACUGGUCGAAAUGGUACAGAGUGAAUCUCUCCUGGAGCAAAUAUUGAAGCAAACAAAGCAUGCAGUUCUGCGAAUAAGAACUAUGCAUGUGAUAGACCAGCUGGCAGUCAGCAUUCAGGAUCCACAGAUCUGCGCUCACUGGAGCUGCCUUAACAGCAGUUUGGAAUCUAGUGUCAGGAUAACAAUCACCUCAUAUUGUUAUGAGAAUUGCAAGACUUUGUUGGUGUUGCUGAUUGGUAUAGACACCAUUAAAGUUGUGAUGAAAGAUGGCAGAGUGUGCACAUUGCUGUUUGAAAACAGUGAGCUACGUGAUCUCAUCCAGUGGCAGAUUUGUCAGCAUCAUGCUCAGUCCAUUCAGUCAUUGGCAAAGAUGCAGGGGUGGCAGGUGUUGUCUGCCAUUAUCAACAGUGGUCAUGGAGACAUGGAGGCAUAUGGUACUACCACAGAUGUAAUGCUGGCAUCUCCAAAAGGAAAUGUCAUACUAGCUUUCCAUAGUAACCCUGUAAGUGGUAACAAACUUGCAAUCAAGAAACUGGAUCCUUCACUAGAUGCUCACAUCUCUCCAGCUGUGACAGCUUCAAAGUGGGCAAGUUUAGCUGGAGAUUUUCAGGAAAUCAACUUAAACCAGCUGGAAGGUCGCAACCUUGUGGGAAAGAUAGACAUGCUAAUGGCUCGGCUGACGUCAAGUUAG
Candidula unifasciata is the source of this 1881-nucleotide messenger RNA. The record is from the annotation of a GenBank genome assembly. NCBI's taxonomy places the organism in Eukaryota, Metazoa, Mollusca, Gastropoda, Stylommatophora, Geomitridae.